This is a messenger RNA of Hydatigera taeniaeformis, 1662 nucleotides long. NCBI's taxonomy places the organism in Eukaryota, Metazoa, Platyhelminthes, Cestoda, Cyclophyllidea, Taeniidae. The record is from the annotation of a GenBank genome assembly.
AUGCAGGCUAACGAGUCAAAAAGCUUCCAUUGGCAAAGGAAGACAAGUUCCAUUGAACGCAUCCCGACUGCAUUAUGCCAGCAACCGGCAAGUAAAUGCGAGCCAACUUCAGCUCGACAGCCUUUAACCCACAAGCAAUUCUCUCAGGAAUACGAACGUUCCUCCUCACUUAGUGAAUUGAUCGCUCCAAAGCUGCACCGAAAGGAGGUGUUUGAGUCGGCUCUUGGUGCCUCUGUGCCUGUUGAUCGUGACUUGGCCUCCAAGUUGACUGUCACUUCUCCAAAAUCGGGCAAUUCUAUCUAUGAUCGCGUGGCCGCUGCUCUCAAUCAUUCAGAGAAUUUACCAGUUCAAAUUCUUGGCCUGCCACCAGACCAUAGGAGGCAUUCAGCCUUCGCUUCCACUACCACACAUAUAACCGCCUCCAUCGAUCACACAAAAUCUACAUCCGGCUCCAGCCAACAAAGCUCAGGAUCAUCCUACACGGGCUCUGUGGGUAAGCAACAUACCAUGAUUGCACCAGCCACACUAUCUAGUAGUACCAGUACGGUAGCUACAACAACGUCUAAAUCUCAUGUUUCAACUCACGUGAGGCAACGGCUCAAGGACUGUGUGCUCAACAAAAGGAGGAGUAAGGAAAGUGUGACCACAGGUUCUGGCACGGCGUCAUUCGUAUCUCCGUCAAUGGAAUUGGAUGAAGAUCGGGGUCCCAACGCCACGGGCUGCCCAAAUCACACAAUCGACUCUGAAAGGGUAUUUAACAGUGGUUAUGGGGUAUCACAGAUGAUGUGCACGACAAGUCAACUUACUCCUGGACAGCGAUCAGCCUUCCUCACGGACACCGGAAAGCAGCUGGCCAAUCUGCCACCUUGGGUAUUCAUCGCGCUUUCUGCAGGACAGGAAAUACGCUUUAAUAUUGAUGCUUCGAUGGUGGCGCCAAGAAACACAUCAGUGUUGCUACGUAAAACUCUUUCAGAGCCUAGCCUUAAAGUGCGUGGUAGCAGUGGAGGCUUAAAGCAUAAGACAAACAGAAGCGAUAGAAGAAGCGUUAACCCACUAGCUGUUGCUGCGGCUGUUGCGAGCUCUGCUCCAUAUUUUAGUCAUCAUACACGCGGCUCGCGGAGCAUCAGCGAGGCCGGAGAUGUUGGGCAGUGUCUGGGACUCCAAAAAACCUCCUCUCGACCAUUACCUACACUCUCGCAACUCACAUUGGAGAAUAAGGAACUAUCGAAGCAUUCCGAAGAAAAUGACAAUACGCCGAUGGAGGUGGCCAGCGAAGUUGACUCCCGUACAGUUACCGCCAGCAUGAAUUGUGGUACGGCCGAUGUGGAUAUGAAUGAGACACAUGAAGCCAUGUCGAAGUCACCGCAACGCUCUGAUGAUAACGAAGCUGUCCAGGAAUUUCUUGCCGCCCUGGCUACUAAUCCAGUUGCCAUGAGUGGAGGAUUACUAAAAGCAACCCAAAAUUAUCUUACUUUAGUUCGUGAAUAUAUGAAACAAGAGAAAAAUAAGAAUAGUCGAGGAGGUAGUCCAAAGAGUAUGGACCAGUCAGUGGGUUUAUCGAAAGAAAGUUCAGAGCUAUGUGAGCCUGGGAGAGGUAGACAGCAGCCAAGUCAAGCACCAUAUCGUCGAUGCAAGCAGGUUUCUGGCCUUCUCAGUCGCACC